Aureobasidium uvarum is the source of this 735-nucleotide messenger RNA. NCBI's taxonomy places the organism in Eukaryota, Fungi, Ascomycota, Dothideomycetes, Dothideales, Saccotheciaceae. The record is from the annotation of a GenBank genome assembly.
AUGAGUGAUGCAUCGGCACCGAAGCCCAGCAGCAGCGUCAAGCUGGUCCUGCUGGGAGAGGCUGCAGUAGGCAAGUCAUCGCUGGUCUUGCGCUUCGUAAACAACGACUUCCAGCCCAACAAGGAACCCACCAUCGGCGCCGCUUUCCUCACAAAGAAGAUCUCGCUACCUGCCCGCACCAUCAAGUUCGAGAUUUGGGACACGGCAGGCCAGGAGCGUUUCGCCUCGCUCGCUCCCAUGUACUACCGCAACGCACAAGCUGCUCUUGUCGUCUACGACCUCACCAAGCCAUCUUCGUUGGUCAAGGCUCGUCACUGGGUUGCCGAGCUGCAACGCCAGGCCUCUCCGGGUAUCGUCAUCGCCCUGGUUGGAAACAAGUUCGAUCUGUGUGGUGAGGAGGGAGACGACGCCGAAGAGGAUGUCGCUGCCGAAGCUGCCACUGGUGAAGACGAGGACGGUGCAGAUGCAAGGAAAGUGAGCACGCGCGAGGCCAAGUCAUAUGCCGAUGAGGAGAACCUGCUGUUCUUUGAGACUUCCGCGAAGAACGGCACCAACGUCACCGAGGUCUUUACCGCUAUUGCCAAUGCCAUUCCCGAGACGAGUCUCAAGGGCCCUAGAGGAGGCGCUGCCGCCGCCAGAGCUGGUGCUGGUGACGCUGCUGCCCAAGGUCAGGAGUCAAGGGUCAACUUGAACAGCAUCAGGGAAGCCGGCGCAAAGGAGGGUUGCGCGUGCUAG